This is a messenger RNA of Solea senegalensis (Senegalese sole), 2273 nucleotides long. RefSeq lists its product as uncharacterized. The record is from RefSeq and is a predicted model, not a curated record. NCBI's taxonomy places the organism in Eukaryota, Metazoa, Chordata, Actinopteri, Pleuronectiformes, Soleidae. The coding region runs from base 178 to 930 and encodes 250 amino acids. The transcript is spliced from 5 exons. Gene Ontology annotation, biological process: positive regulation of T cell apoptotic process; negative regulation of immune response. Gene Ontology annotation, cellular component: membrane; external side of plasma membrane.
CGCUUGUGAUGCUAUGUGAUGAUAGGUGUAUAAAUCAGUGAUUGAGCAAGUUCCUGUCUGCAGUUUCCUCCUGUCAGGCACACAAACUGCUGUUUGACUUUAAAAAAAUAAACCCUAAAGGAGUGAUAAAACAUUAGCCAGCUCAAAGACUCAGGCGUGCAAGCCUUUCUUUCUACCAUGGUUGACAACCUCAUCACAAAGCCACUUGGAUUGGUGUUGCUCGCCACCGCACACAUGGUUUGCAAUGGCCCUGGUCAAGCAGAGGUCACCGGGACCCUCGGCAGCAACGUCACCCUUCAAUUCACAUUCAAUGACACCGUCGUUAGUAAUCACAGUUAUUUUGCUAUUUAUAUAACCGGCCUUAAAAAGAUUGCUGAGUAUAACAGCAAAGGUGGCAUCGGAGGAGGUGUUUUUGAUAUUUACCAAAACACAUCCAUACGAUACCACAUCACAAGACUCAAACAAAAUCAAAGUGGGAUUUACUGGGCCAGCUUGUUCUUAGGCUCUGGUCUUCCAAAAGAAAGCAACAAAGUGCACCUUAUCGUCCAGUCGGAGAACAGAAACAACACAGAUUCUCCACUGCCAAACAACACCAGAAAGAUCGAAGAGCGUGGAAGUCCCGGUGUAUUUUCCUUUCACAUCGUCACUGUCCUCGUGGUUUUGUCUGUUGUGCUGUUAGCUGCAGUGCUUCCCUUGUUCACCUGGUGUCUCAUGAGAGCCAAAGACACACAACAGCAACAACAACCACAACAAAACUCUAAUAUCACUGUACAGCAGGAAACAGUUGAAGAGGCCACCAGUGUAUCUCCACCCUCUCUGGUCUACAGCGUCCUGGACUUCCCCAGAAGAUCUCCCACACCUUUGCACGUAGACCCAUACAAUACGGAGUAUGCUAAUGUUAGCUAUCUGCCGGAAAAGCGACGCAUGUGAUCGUCAACUUAAUGCAAAACUGUUUGUCGGUGGCGUCAUGAGGAAAGGUUUGACACAUGAUUUAUACACACUGUAUACCGUGUAUGUAAAAUAUACAGUCACUGUUCCGCAGGAUUGAAUGGUAGCAGUUACUAUAGUUUCAGUAAUUACCCAAAUAUUUAUUUGUCUUGGUUUUGUGUGCUCACUUCUAUCAAGUGGCCCAGUGCAGUUCAGCUUGCCACAGUGACGUUUGGAGCAAUGUAUGAUGUCACCUUAUUAAAGUAGCUGCAUCAGCUACUUUAAUAAGGUGACAUCAUACCAAACAUUGUGGUAACAUAACACAGUUAUCGCUGCACGCUGACAUUUUUAACUGAAAUUAAACACAAAUGGUCUUAGCGUAAGUCACAAACAAAGAGAACAUCCUAGUAGCUAAGGCUUAGCUCCAUUAUUGUUGUCAUUAUGGGUCAACGUUCAUAUUUCAGUAUGACAUUCAAAACAUUUUGAACUGAUGGACGUGCGGACGUAUGAAGAUAUUUGUCAAAAACACUGAUUAUUGCAGAGCUGAACUUUGACUGAAAGUAUGAACAUAGUUCUGUCAUCAUCAUAAUUAGAACUACACUAGAGACUGUGGUUGGAUGAGAGACAAUUGUUCAAGUGUUCACUCUUGAACAAUUGUAUGUAACUAGCUCACAUUCAUUUGAACGUUACAGCAGUGAAUAUAAUGUGCCUUUAACCCGUCCUUUUUCACACUGUCUUCUUAGCCAUCCUGUCGGAUUUGAUAGUAAAUACUUUUUUUUAGUUUUGGUUUAAUUCUUUCAUUUAUCAGUUUUGACUCAUCAGCUUUCCUCUGUUAAGAGCCAGAUGUGAAAUGAGCUCAUCAGCACAGUACUGUCAUACCACACACAAUUUAUAAGGCCACACCAGUUUUACACUCACGCAGUAACUACAUGAUAUUAUCUCACUACCAUUUUCCACUGCAAAGCAUCCGAUGUUCUCUUUUUGGCUUAUAGACAGCUGUUGAUUGGUGUACUGUAGUUCUCCUUGUCUCCAUGUAUUAUCAUGUUUGUUUGUUUGUUUGCAUUAUGUUGAGUUAAACAUUUCUGUCAAACACAAAAGAAGUUGUUCAACUCACACCGUGUUUCUCAAGAAGGGAAACCACCAAAACAAGUCAGUGAGUUAUGAUGGUGGUUUUUCCAACGACGGUCACAUUUUCCUGCAAAUCAAACACAGAGUGAAGAUGUCACGCGUCUUGGUGGUAAAAGUGCAUCUAAAAGCAUGUUUCUUGUCUUGCUGUGGUGUGUUGAUAUUGAACCAUAGCUCAACAGCAUGAACAUAUCCUGUUAAUAAACGUUUUUUUGUGUAAA